AUGGUAGUAAAAUUAUCAUUUCAUCAUCAAGUUGUUGCUCAGGCUUAUUCUAAUAAGCCCAACUCAGGAGCUUUAGUUGGAUUUGAAUAUAUCGAGGACAUAGCAGAUUUCGCUUAUGCUUUUGAUAAAGUUAAAGAGUCGCAGAAAUAA
This is a messenger RNA of Diversispora eburnea, 150 nucleotides long. Lineage: Eukaryota; Fungi; Glomeromycota; Glomeromycetes; Diversisporales; Diversisporaceae. The record is from the annotation of a GenBank genome assembly.